UCGGCUGUGCUUGCGCGCUGCUAGUCGCCGUGGACUUCGGCGUGGCUUUUCGAGUGGCUGGCGCGGAGGGGCGCAGGAGAACGCCGCCGACGGAGAUAGCCAAGCUGUGGUCCCCAGAGCCUGCAGUUUCAAGGCCACCUUCGUGACUCUGCCGUGAGCCCCAAGACCCUCACCGUAGCUGUAGCUCACCAUGGGGAACCACUUGACAGAGAUGGCACCCACCACCUCCUUCUUGCCCCAGUUCCAGGCCCUGCACGUCGUGGUCGUCGGGCUGGACUCAGCUGGAAAGACCUCCCUCCUUUACCGACUCAAGUUCAAGGAGUUCGUCCAGAGCGUUCCCACCAAAGGCUUCAACACGGAGAAGAUCCGGGUGCCCCUGGGAGGGUCCCGUGGCAUCACCUUCCAAGUGUGGGACGUGGGUGGGCAGGAGAAGCUGCGACCGCUGUGGCGCUCCUACACCCGCCGGACAGAUGGGCUGGUGUUUGUGGUGGACGCUGCGGAGGCGGAGCGGCUGGAGGAGGCUAAAGUGGAGCUACACCGAAUCAGCCGGGCCUCAGACAACCAGGGUGUGCCGGUUUUGGUGCUGGCCAACAAGCAGGAUCAGCCCGGGGCACUGAGCGCCACCGAGGUGGAGAAGAGGCUGGCAGUGCGGGAGCUGGCUGCUGUGACACUCACCCACGUGCAGGGCUGUAGCGCUGUGGACGGGGCGGGGCUGCAGCCGGGCCUGGAGCGCCUGUAUGAGAUGAUUCUCAAGAGGAGGAAAGCGGCCCGGGGAAGCAAGAAGAGACGGUGACCCCAGGCCGCCCCCUCCUCACCAGUAGGGGUCUACAUACAUAGACAGCCAGGCAGAGCCUGUGGCCCCUCGCUCAGCCCCAGGCUGCAGGACCGGUCCACCUAAGUGAAGGACUGAGGAGCACACUGGGCGUCCUGCUUUGGUGUGGCAUUGGGGGAGGGGGAUGUGAGACGGGCUCCCCUCUCCCCCUCAUCCUCACCUCUGGAGAUGCAGGGGCUGCAGAAUUGAGGAGGCUUCAGUACAAACUGCAAAUCUACCUCGACCUUCUUAGUUUUCUUUGGCUUUCUGAUUAGAUGUGUUUGGGGUCAAAGGGAAGUGGCUUAGAGAAUGCAUUUGACAUGAACAAGAGUGUCUCUGCCCCCCCCCCCGCCCCCCCCACCUCCCACACAACUGGGGAGUCCCCCCAGGCUGCUUUUCUAAUAGUCUUUAUUUUUGUGUCUGUGUGAAGUGCCAAGAACCCCUCCCCACAUUUGUAGAUCCACAGCCGUUUUAUAAGCCAUGUGUGUCCUCUGUAUUAACUAUUUUUUAGCCUCUAUCUGUAAGUUAUUAAAGAUUGAUGAUACUAUA
Artibeus jamaicensis (Jamaican fruit-eating bat) is the source of this 1360-nucleotide messenger RNA. It is a transcript of the gene ARL4D, whose product is annotated as ADP ribosylation factor like GTPase 4D. Bases 191 to 793 code for a protein of 200 amino acids. Gene Ontology annotation, biological process: vesicle-mediated transport; intracellular protein transport. The transcript is spliced from 2 exons. The record is from RefSeq and is a predicted model, not a curated record. Gene Ontology annotation, cellular component: cytoplasm. NCBI's taxonomy places the organism in Eukaryota, Metazoa, Chordata, Mammalia, Chiroptera, Phyllostomidae. Gene Ontology annotation, molecular function: GTP binding; GTPase activity.